CAGGGAGAGGUGAAAGGUUAACGCAUGGGUUUGGAUGAUCAAGCGGGCUGCGGACGACUGAAGCGCGUUAGCUUUUGUCCGUACUCGUGCGUUUUGCGGGGGAUUGGUUUGCCGAUAUUCCACCUAACGCGCACGUAAGGUAGCGAAGUUCGUUAUUUAACGCACUUCGGUCGUUUUUAGGCUGAUAAUCGGUGUCUGUUAACCCUCGGAUAAGUUCGACGGCUAGGCUAACGCAAAGUUUUCGCGGCUGUUCGGAUUGACGUCUGAUCGCGCAUGUUGGACAACACUAAUCGGUUAAUAUAAAACGAAACGCGUUACGUCGUCGUGCUGCAUCUCUUUGAAGUGUGUAUUCGGUGUAAUGGCCGAGAGACCGGAGGACCUCAAUCUUCCCAAUGCUGUCAUCACACGGAUUAUAAAGGAGGCGUUGCCAGACGGAGUUAACGUCUCCAAGGAGGCAAGAAGAGCAAUAUCUCAAGCAGCCAGCGUUUUUGUUCUCUAUGCAACAUCUUGCGCAAACAAUUUCGCUAUGAAAGCAAAGAGGAAGACGCUGAAUGCUGGAGAUGUGAUGUCCGCUAUGGAGGAGAUGGAGUUCGAGCGGUUUUUGCAGCCCUUGCGGGAAGCACUUGAAGCAUACAAAAAAGGUCAGAAAGGCAAGAAGGAGGCAUCGGAGCAAAAGCGUAAGGACAGGGAGAAGAAGAACAGCACAGAUGAGAACGACAAAAGUAGAGAUGACGAGGAAGACGAGCACAUGGAUGAUGAGCAGGAGGGAGAGAAUGAAGGAGAGGAAGAGGAUGUGGAGAACUGAGAGAGAUCAGGAUGUUUGUUUGGUCCGUCCUGGUUUCUAUCAGCCAUGGCAAUACUUCCCACAUUAAUGGUGGGAUAAGGACAAGCCUAUGGUACUGAAAAAUUUUUCACUUUAGGGAAAAAAAAAAAAAAAUCCUGUGGAGCGCAUUUCAACAAAUUGCACAGUCUCUUCAAAUUCAACUUAAAUCAGAUAUAAACACAGUAAUGCCCAGUUAAGCAAAUUUAUGGUCAUAAAAUGGGCGUGUUGACUUGUGAUGAGGAAUAAAAGGUGAGCGCUGCUUGAUGUCAAACACUUUGUAAACAAGGUUUCUGUUGUGAAACUUAAGCCAGUUUUUUCCCAGGGCAACACCACAUAGCCAAGCUUAAUACUUUUGUACCAAGUUUUUGUAUUAAUAAAUUGUAACUUUAAAAA
This is a messenger RNA of Puntigrus tetrazona (Sumatra barb), 1216 nucleotides long. RefSeq names its product polymerase (DNA directed), epsilon 3 (p17 subunit) (gene pole3). Lineage: Eukaryota; Metazoa; Chordata; Actinopteri; Cypriniformes; Cyprinidae. The record is from RefSeq and is a predicted model, not a curated record. Gene Ontology annotation, molecular function: chromatin DNA binding; protein heterodimerization activity. The transcript has 4 exons. Gene Ontology annotation, cellular component: CHRAC; epsilon DNA polymerase complex. Bases 359 to 805 code for a protein of 148 amino acids. Gene Ontology annotation, biological process: heterochromatin formation; DNA damage response; leading strand elongation.